Messenger RNA from Pimephales promelas (fathead minnow), 5891 nucleotides. Lineage: Eukaryota; Metazoa; Chordata; Actinopteri; Cypriniformes; Leuciscidae. The record is from RefSeq and is a predicted model, not a curated record.
CUCCCAUCACGUGAUCAUCACUGGCGUCUUCAGUCAGCGCCGAACACAUGAAAACAUCACAUUUCUUCUUAUUUAUUUGGUUUCAUCGUCUUAAUUAGUAAUAUUCGCUGUCUUAAAUAUUGAUAGAUACGCAAUAUAUUCACACGGUUGUGCCGUGAAGCGUCUUUUUGCAUAUGACAAGUGUUUUGUAAGCGCUUAUUGCGGGUGCUUCAUCUCAUCUGUGCUUGUUUCCAUAGAAACGAGUAGUGCUAACGGAUGCUAAGCUGAAAAUAUAACGUUACAUCUCUGAGCGUCCGAUUAUGGAUGAUUUCUAAUGUUAUGGAAGCGAUGUAACUCAUCUGUUUGGCCCAAGUUAUUGAAGGAGAUCACCCAUAGAGAAGAGAUCACACAUCCCGAGGAGCGAUGUCUCAGUUCUCCAGCGAGGAUGAGGCAGAGCUCCAGACCCUGCUGCGAGAGCUCCUGAAAAGUGUCAAAGACAGAAUCUCAGGAGCACCAUCGGUAGAAUGUGCCGAAGAGAUCUUGCUUCAUUUGGAGGAAACUGACAAGAACUUUCACAACUAUGAGUUUGUGAAGUAUCUGCGGGAGUAUGUGGAGAGCAGUUUGGGAGCGGCUAUUGAAGAAGAGACUGAGAAUUUUACCAGGGGUGAUAGUCAUGCUAUUGGGUCCGGACAGGACAGUCUGGUUCACUCUGUUACCAAGAGGACUAGGGAGUCCACACAGUAUAAACAGAUGAUGCAGACUCUGAAACAGACCAUGAUGGUGGUUGUGGAAUCACUAAUCAAUAAAUUUGAGGAAGAUCAGCUUAAGAAAGAGGAAAUGGACAGGAAGAUCCAACAUGAACAGUCAAGCAACCAUUACACUGACAACUGCUCUGACAGUGACUCUUCAUUCAAUCAGAGCUAUGCAUUUAUCAAACAUGAACAAUUGCAAGUCAUCGCUGAGAAGCUUGACCCCGGUAGACCACGAGAGGUUCGCUGGGAAGCUUUGCAGUCUCUGUGCUAUGCCCCUCCCUCUGAUGUCUUGAGCUGUGAAAGCUGGACUGGUCUGCGCCGAAACCUCUCUGCUGCACUCACUGACCCUGACCCUGAGCUCAGCGAUAAAGUCCUCCAGUUUUUUGCAAAAACCUUUUCGUCUUCUCCAUUAAAUGUGACCAAGGAUAUCUACGCUAGCAUUGCAAAAAGCUUGGAGGCUCAUUUCCUGUACCACAAGUUGAGUUUUCCCAGCGGUUCUUCAAGUAUUGAUGCGAACAGACCAGAUAUGGCUCGUCUCCUUAAACAGAUGCGAUUAAUGAACGACUUUCAAAAGGAAGUGACAACAUUUUGGAUACGACAUCCUGAGAAGUACAUGGAGGAAAUAAUUGAGAACACCCUCUCUCUUCUCGCUCUGCAUUCUGAACAAGGCAUGAGCAGUCCCGGCUCAGAGAAAUCCCUAGAGCCUAUACACUUAAUCUCUCUGCUGGAUAUCAAAGCCACCUGGUUCAAGAAAUGGAUGCAUGGCUACUACAGCAGAACCGUCGUCUUAAGACUUCUUGAGAGGAAAUACAAGUCUUUGAUUGUUAAUGCUCUGCAGCAGUGCAUUUAUUACUUCGAUUCCUGUGAUUCAGUAAGAGAGGAAAUUAUCCACAGCCUGGAACAUCAGCAGAUUGGCCCUGCUCGGAGAACUCUCUACACUUCUAAAGAGCUGGAGUUUGUUUAUUUCGUUCACUCGCUGUGUGUGCUCGGGAGGCUUGUGAUGUACACUAAUGGAAGGAAACUUUUCCCCAUUAAAGUGAAGAAGCGGAGAGAUCCGGUAACUUUGACCGACUUGGUUGUGAUUCUGAUCAAUAUCAUAUACCAACACCCAAAACCGUCCUGUGGCGAGACACCGCAUGCAGACUCCCUGUCUCCCACUCAUCUUGUGAUGGAGGUGUUAAGGACCCUGUGUGACCGCACUGAGUGUGCUGUGGAGUGUCUCUACCAAAUCCCUGUUAUAGAGACUCUGCUGGCUCCUGUUAUCACCCUGCUUAAAGGAAAGCUGCCUAAAUUAAAUUCCCUAGAAAGUGCCCUGACUCACAUAGCAGACACCCUGGCGAGGAUCGCUACCACUGAACGAGGUUUAUCACUCCUGCUUUAUGACAGAAAUCUCGUCUCGGCCGAGGGUGAAAGUAUUUCAGCUGCACAUGUGGUUGUGCAGUUUACUCAGAGGCUGUUGGCAAAAGAGCUGCAUGUGUUCAGUGAGCUGGAGAUUUCUACUGCUGUGAGCGGGGCCUUUAUCUUCGUUUGUCGGCAAAUGUACAACACCUGCGAGGGGCUGCAAGUUCUACGGCCAUACACCCUGCAUGAGUGCAUCGCUAAAGCCUGGAGAACGACAAGCUCAAUGUCAGAGAGAGUUCCCACUCCUGUUCCCGGAGCUCCCCCAGUGCUGGCUACCCAGGAGUUGCAGAGCAUGGUUGCCUGGGAAGAGAUGCUGUUGGACAACCUGCUGAAUUUUGCUGCCACACCAAAAGGACUGCUACUCCUCCAACAGACUGGAGCCAUUAACGAGUGUGUCAGCUACAUGUUCUCUAGAUUCACCAAAAAACUACAGGUCAGCAGGUGUGAAAAGUUUGGUUAUGGUGUGAUGGUGACCCAGGUGGCUUCCACAGCUCCAGGAAUUGUGGCCUUGCAAAGCUCAGGAUUUUUCCAGACAAUCGUGGUGGAGCUGUGGUCAGCCUUGGAGUGUGGUCGAGAGGAUGUGAGGGUGGUCCAUCCGAAAUCUACUCCGAUGGACCCUAUUGACAGGAGCUGCCUCAAGUCCUUCUUGUCUCUAGUCAAUCUGCUUUCUUCACCUCACGCUGUGUGGGAGCUGCUGGGACAUCGAACGCUUCCUAACAAGACAGAGUACAAUCUGAGGGAGAUGGCCACAUCAGUUUUAGACCUGAUUGACCGCCUCAUCAUCAUUAACUCUGAUGCAAAGAUUCACUCCCUUUUCAACUACGAGCAGUCCCACACGUUUGGCCUGAGGCUCUUGAGCGUGCUGUGUUGUAACCUGGAUUCUUUUCUUCUGCUGGAGUCUCAGUAUAACCUCACCGAGUUACUGCUCCAGGGUCAGAAGGACAAUGUCACAGAGCCGCCAUCAGGUGAAGGGGAAUUCAUCAUCGAUGGACUGUCUGUGGAAAGAAACCAUAUCCUUGUUCGAAUCUGUUCAGUUGGUGGGCCGUCAGAGAGGAGACUUCCUCGCAGAGGCCUGGAGAAGGGAAGUGACCCUUACCCAUGGCCAAUGGUGUUUACCUACCCACUGCCCAAGUUUUACACCCUUGACGUGCCCAAGACUCUCCGCACCAAACAGGAGUCAGAGAUCGGUGCUUUCUUGGCUUCAUCUAAAGAAAAUGAGAGAGAUGCUAGCUGGAUGGAUGACUGCCGGAGACAGUUCUGCAAGAUCAUGUCUACAAAGUCAAACACUCUGACUGGAUACGUACUUGCUGAUCUGUUAGAGAAGGUCGUGCUGCAUCUCUCUUCUUCAUCUACCGACUGCUUCUUUCCACCGGCUGAAUAUAAAGUGGUGGACCACAGUGUAAAGACUCGAAGCCUGUCUUCUGUGGAGCAGUUAGGUGUGGGGAUAUCCCUCAGGUAUGGAAAGUUCCUGAAGCUAUUGAGAGAAGAUUCAGAACAGGAUCUGUGUCUUUUGCUAAAGCACUGUCAGGAGUUUCUGUCUCAGCAACGAGUCAAGGUCACCUCUGAGCUCUCCUAUUUUCAGGGGGGUUAUCCUGGUCACGACUGGUUUGCCUCCACAGUUUUUUUGCUCAUGCAUGGCGAUGUGGGCCGUUCUCUGAGUCUGCUCUUGCGUUUCUCCCGUCUGUUGCCGUCUGCGUUCCUGUGGCCCCCGAGACUGCACAGCUCUGUGCAUCUCCCUAUAGAAAUUGCUCAAUCAGGAAUACAUCCGAUCUACUCCUGCACCGCUCAUUACGUUGAGAUGUUGCUCAAGGCUGAGGUUCCUCUGGUUUAUUCUGCCUUCAGGAUGUCUGGCUUCACUCCCUCUCAGAUCUGUAUUCAGUGGCUUGGCCAGUGUUUCUGGAACUAUCUAGAUUGGCCUGAGAUCUGUCACUAUGUGGUCACCUGUGUCAUCAUGGGACCAGAUUACCAGGUGUACAUGUGUGUUUCUGCCCUCCGUCACCUGCAGCAAGAGAUUCUGCAGCACACACAGACGCAGGACCUGCAGGUCUUUCUGAAGGAGGAACCAAUCCACAGCUUCAGGAUGAGUAAUUACCUGGAGUACAUGGAGGGGCUGGAGCGCAACUACAGAUCCAUGGUGCUCUCGGACAUGAGGAGCAUCUUACCAAGGAGCAGCUAGAAGGAAAUCUGAAGAUCAUCUGGACUGAAAGUGCUUGUGGUGAAGCAUCAUUUAGCAUUGAUGUUCAGGUGUCAGUCAUCGGAUACCUACUUACUGUGCAUUGAUGGACAUGCAAUCAAUCUGGGAGUCUUUGAAGAAUAUAUCACAAGCAUUAUCCAUCUCCAUUAAACUCCAGAAUCUCAAGGGGUGAGGGGAUGAAUCCAUUUUCUCUCUGUAUCAGUUCUAAUCUGGACUGAUUAGCGUGUGAUUAGAAUGCAUGACUUUAACUCUCCCUGUCUGCUAACCCAAAGCCCAGUAGCAUCAACGAUUGGUCAGUUACUUUCUACAGCAAAUGGAUGAGAUGGAGGAAGUCGAUUUCUUAUUCCUUGUGGAACAGAAGAGGCUUAAGGAUCAGGCUCAAACUAAAGACAGUUAGAACAGACAGACUUUGUGUGGAAAGUAAAUUUAUUAUGUUCAAAGUAGGCUCUGAAGAAAGAAAAUGAAGAGAAUAGCCAAGCCGAGGGGCAGAAGAUGAUUAAUACACGGGCAUAACUCAUCCAUUCCCUGUCAGAAGAAGCCAAUAAUUUAUAACACACAUUGUGUAUUGUAUACACGCUUUCUCAGUCAAGUUAGAGCCCCGCUUUUAUCGCACAACAUCAUACCUCCCAUUUUAAUAUCGCCACAUUGGAGUAGCACGACGGUGUCCUCUGGCUCAGCUUCUGAUUUAUUUAGAGACUACUCUUUUCAGAUAUUCUCUUUUCGCUGUGAUGUAACCCAUAAUGACAUCAGCACAAUUCCCCCUCAGGCCUACCUGUUGAGACCAUCAGGUUAAUUGCAAAAAGUCUCAUUAGCGUUAUCAUACAAGCAGCCAUUUGAAUUAGCAGAAACACAAUACUUACCAGAGCACAGAGGGUGUCCCAUGAAUCGAAUAUGAGAGCUUGAUGAUCAACCAGUGCAGAUAACCAACCCGGGCAAAAAGCAACAUUAUUCUUCAAUGUCUCGGUCUCUUUGAACUACAGGAACAGAGAUUGCAGAUAGUGUUUGAGUGAAGAUAUCACAGAAGAACUGUACAAUAUGUCAGUCAUGUCACAGAGGUGAGGCUCUUUUAUUGUGUCUUCUGUUGCUCUAUCAAUAGUGUAUAUCAAUCUAUCCAUCUAUCUAUUCUGUCUAUCCAUUCUGUCUGGUGUUCAUUUGUUAGUUCUGUCCGUUGUUCCAUCCAUCCAUCUAUACGGUAUCUAUCCAUUCUGUCUGUCGUUUGUUCGCUAGUUCUGUCCGUUGUUGUUCCAUCCAUCUAUCCAUCUAUACUGUCUAUCUAUCCAUUCUGUCUGUCGUUCGUUCGUUAGUUCUGUCCGUUGUUCCAUCCAUCUAUCCAUCUAUACUGUCUAUCUAUCCAUUCUGUCUGUCGUUCGUUUGUUAGUUCUGUCUGUUGUUUCAUCCAGCCAUCCAUUUAUACAUCUAUACGGUCUAUCUAUCCAUUCUGUCUGUCGUUCGUUCGUUAGUUCUGUCCAUUGUUCCAUCAUCCAUCCAUCUAUCUAUCUAUACUGUCUAUCUAUCCAUUCUGUCUGUCGUUCGUUUGUUAGUUCUGUCCAUUGUUCCAUCCAUCC